CUCACUGCAGUGCAUGGAAUUCAGUCUGCUUUUGAAGAAGCUAUGUCCUACUGUCGCUAUCAUCCGUCCAAGGGCUACUGGUGGCAUUUCAAAGAUCAAGAGGAACGAGAGAAAGCUAAACCAAAAGCCAAGAAGAAAGAAGAACCAAGUUCUAUUUUCCAAAGGCAACGGGUAGAUGCUUUGCUUUUAGACCUAAGACAAAAGUUUCCACCCAGAUUUGUUCAGCAAAAGCUUGGAGAAAAGCCUAUCCCAGUGGAUCAGAUCAAGAAGGAACCAGAACCAGCCCCUGAAGCUGUCAAGCCAGAGGAAAAAGAGACUGCAAAGAAUGCUCAACAGAGUGCUGGUGCUAAAGGACCUGAAAAACGGAUGAGAGUCCAGUGAAGUGAGAAGUUAUUCCACAUCUGGAUUAGUCAGUACCUGGAAAACAGGAGAUUCUUGCUCCCCUUUCUUUAUAUUUAAGCUCUUCGACUGAGACUGACGAUUCAGGGACUGAAGUCCCUGGAACAGCUUUUUCUGUAGAAACCUGUCACACAGAUGUCAACAUCAGGAUAUGAACUGCCUCAAAGGAGGUGUUUUCAGUCUUCAUCUUAUUUUGAAUGUUGGCUUCUG
This is a messenger RNA of Eurypyga helias (sunbittern), 609 nucleotides long. Its product is annotated as mediator of RNA polymerase II transcription subunit 6-like. The record is from RefSeq and is a predicted model, not a curated record. NCBI's taxonomy places the organism in Eukaryota, Metazoa, Chordata, Aves, Eurypygiformes, Eurypygidae. Gene Ontology annotation, molecular function: transcription coactivator activity. The transcript has 4 exons. Gene Ontology annotation, biological process: regulation of transcription by RNA polymerase II. The annotation marks the transcript as partial. Gene Ontology annotation, cellular component: core mediator complex; mediator complex.